Messenger RNA from Plectropomus leopardus (leopard coralgrouper), 415 nucleotides. Lineage: Eukaryota; Metazoa; Chordata; Actinopteri; Perciformes; Serranidae. The record is from RefSeq and is a predicted model, not a curated record.
ACUCAGGCCUGGCUGUCCCUCAAGAGUCCAGCAGACAGGAGCCUCCUGCUCUUCCUCCUCCACCUCCCGCAGAGGAGCCACAGAGCCAGAUCCUGUCCAGUCUGCGUCUGGAGAACCAGCUCCUGCGCAGUGAGGUGUCCUCCCUCAACCAGGAGAUGGCUUCAGUCAUCCAGAGAGCAAAAGACUUACAAGACGAGUUGAACCAGGCCCGCAUGCGUGCAGACAGAUGGAACUCGGAGCAGUCUCAGACCGACCGGAUGGUACGGGAGCUUCGGUCAAAGGUUGAUGACCUAACAGAGGCCCUUUCUGCCAAAGAUGGUCAACUCGCAGUCCUAAAAAUCAGGCUUGAUGAAGCCGAUCAGAUGCUGAAGUCCCGCAGUGCCGCAUUAGAGGAGGCACAGAAGGAACGCUCAAG